This is a messenger RNA of Paramormyrops kingsleyae, 4889 nucleotides long. RefSeq names its product alpha-taxilin-like. The record is from RefSeq and is a predicted model, not a curated record. Lineage: Eukaryota; Metazoa; Chordata; Actinopteri; Osteoglossiformes; Mormyridae. Gene Ontology annotation, molecular function: syntaxin binding. Gene Ontology annotation, biological process: regulation of cell cycle.
UGCUGUUGAGUUUUCGGGCCGCAGUGCUGGGCGUUGAGUGCUUAGCGGGGCGGCAGGUCCGGCAGCCGCAGAUGUCGCGGAGCGGGGCGAGUCCGAACCGGGAAUCGUAGGAAGCGCGUCGAGGAGACGCGUAGUCCGCACGGCAGGUCACGGCGAUAGCGACUUGGCCGUGUCCAUGCCUUUCUGUAACUUUGCUAGCUGGGCGUUUGUAUUUGCGGUUUGUGGUGGAAUAAACAUAUAACGUGUUCCGUUUGUACCAGAUUGGCGUUUUAACUCGGAAACUGGGGUUUUGAUCGAACUGAAUAAAGCCGGAGUAUAUGGUUGUGGUUUCAGUUUCCGUGGUUGUAAUUUCUGUUGUUAUAUAUAGAUUUAUAUGCAGCCGAGGUGGGAUAAAGUGUAGGUCAUGUUGAUGUAUCUACGUGUUUCGGAUGUGAUCUGAGGCCCACAUGGUAUCAAACGUACGCCAUUUCACUUUAGGGCGGCUUGGAAACUGUUCCCUGCCGCAAACUAAGCAGAAGUCUAGUUUAAUUAAACGGUUUAAUAAUGCCGCACUUAAAACGGCGGCCACCGUAUCGCACUGUUAGCAAACACGCCUGCAUGGCCGUCAUUUCCCUGCCCACAACACAGGCAGUCUGUUCCCCUGCGUGUUUUUAUGCCCCUAUUUCCUUCAGCGGCGUCAUCAGGCGCAGUACGGCCAGUGUACUGUAAGUUUGUUGAGGGUCUCCGCGCAGUGCGACAUGUCAUAUUAAUGUGCUACUGCUGGAGGCGUUCGAAGUGGCGGCUUUUGCUCGGCUGCGGUGCGCAUCGGCUGCUUGCCGUCGUCUCCGGGAUCAGCUGCAUGGCGGCGGGCGCCCUGUGUGAUCGGCGGGCCGUUUGCCAACACGUGGUCCGACAGCGGGGCCCCCAGCCGCGCCGAAACCGUCCUCUACUCCUCUCAGUUUGGAAGCCGAAUAAUGGAGUCGACGGGAAUGUGCGUGAUGGAGGUGGCAUCCCGGGGUCUGGUCCGACCUGGAGAGCCUCUCGCUCUGCCCGAUCUGGAGAGCCCCUCUGCGGAGGAGCUGGACAUGCCCUGCUAUCAGGAGAUAUCUAGGGGGGAGACCCCAGGGCGUGAAGACUGCCGGAUAGACCCCCCAGAUGGCGAAGUGGCCCCCGACAGCAACAAAAGCAAAGACAAGAAGGGGCUGGGGAAAGAGGUUCUGCUACUGAUGCAAGCUCUAAAUACUCUCUCUACCCCUGAGGAGAAGCUAGCGGCUUUGUGUAAGAAGUAUGCUGAUCUGCUAGAGGAGCGGCGCAGCAUGCAGAAGCAGAUGAAGGGUCUGCAGAGGAAGCAGUCGCAGGUCAUGAAGGAGAAGAUCCACCUACAAGGGGAGAACAGUAAGGCCAUCCUGGCCCGCAGUAAGCUGGAGAGUCUCUGCCGGGAGCUGCAGCGCCACAACAAGACCCUGAAGGAGGACAACACCCAGAGGUUGCGGGAGUAUGAGGAGCGCAGAAGGGAGGUGACACUGCACUUCCAGAUGACACUCAACGAGAUCGAGGCGCAGAUGGAGCAGCACAACGUGCACAACGGCAAACUGCGGCAGGAGAACGUGGAGCUGGCCGACAAGCUCAGGAAGCUGAUAGAGCAGUACGAGCUGAGGGAGGAGCACAUCGAUAAGGUGUUCAGGCACAAGGAGCUGCAGCAGCAGUUGGCAGAUGCCAAGCUGCAGAGGACCACCGAGCUGAUGAGGGAGACCGAGGAGAAGCACCAGAGGGAGCGGGAGUUUCUACUGAAGGAGGCGAUGGAGUCGAGGCACAAAUGUGAACUUAUGAAGGAGCAGGAGUCCCAACUGAAACAGCAGCUCUCCCUAUAUAUGGACAAGUUUGAGGAGUUUCAGACCACGCUUGCUAAGAGCAAUGAGGUUUUCACUACCUUCAGGCAGGAAAUGCAGAAGAUGACCAAGAAGAUAAAGAAGCUGGAGAAGGAGACGACUCUGUGGCGUAACAAAUGGGAGACCAAUAACCAGGCCCUCCUCCAGAUGGCCGAAGAGAAAACGGUGCGGGACAAGCGCUACUCCGCCCUCCAGGGGAAGCUGGAGCGCCUGGAGAAGCUGUGCAGGGCCUUGCAGCAGGAGCGCAACGACCUCAGCCAGAAACUGGAGAGGCUGCGCUGUCCCCUGGGCGAGGUCGCCGAGCCCCCAGACACCCAGCCGGAUGGGCGGCCCCCAGAAGUGGAGGAGGCGGUCUCUCUCGCAGAGGCCCCGCCCCCCUGAACAGGAAGUGGACCCUACCCUGGCCCCUGCAGAGCCUCUUGCCAACUGAGCCAGACCCAUAGGCAUUUGUGGAGGUAUAUAUAUGUGUAUAUAUACAUACAUAAAUAAAAAAUUUAUUUUUGUGUAAUAGUUAUAAUGUAAGAAGUAUAAUUGCGUUAGUAAACAAUGCUUUGCUCUGUACAUGGUAAUUAUUGGGUUUGUGGUGAACAUUUCCUACUUUUUCCUACUACAUCUGUAUUUUCGUAAAUGUACUGUGAGGCCACAGAUCGUCAGUUGAUUCCUUUUGUAUUAGGUUUUUUUUAUGCAUAUCUGCCUCAUUUUAAUAUUCUUGCCAACUGACAAUUCCGGCUCUAUCUAACAUGAGAGGCGCCCAUGUUUGAGGUGCUGUAUUUAUUUACUUGCUUCCUCACUCAACUAAGUUGAUGAUUUGAUUAAAUUUCAUAGCAUAGUUUUGGAUGCAUCAUGAUGAAUCUCUUUAGUAUGACUAAAGUUGGAUUUUUUUUUUUUUGUUUUGUGACGGCUUAAGUUGGUAUAAGAGCUGGCUUAUUUCCGAUCUGUGAAUGUGUAGUACUGUGCUUACCUGCAGUUUGGCAGCCUGGCGUUGGUACCAUCUGUCCCCUUCUGGAUUCUGCUGUAGCAUUAACGGUACUCUUAGGAAUGUCAGGAUAUCGGUGUCGUUUGAGGGUUUCCCGUAAUCGGGACUGGUACCCACCCUUGGAUCCACCUUUCUGGAUUUCCCAGGCUUCACGUUGAUGCCGAAUGUGAUUUCCGUGUCACUGGGGCGCGCUGCAGUGAGUGGGGAAGCCACUUGGGGGCGUCAGUGGCAUCUGCUCGGAGAUGGAUGUGGGUGUUCUGCUCGGUGAGAGCAGGCUGGUGUGACACUGCCUUUUUUGGGAUCGCUAUACGCAGGAGCGGCUGCCCAGAGCUCCCCCUCUGAACUAUGACUGGAAAUACAGGGUUUAUCUUCACUAACCUUCUCAGGUUUUCCUCACCUCCUACCAUGAGCCAAGAAUGACUUCACUGAAUGAUUUAACUCCCCUCUGCCACUGUCUCCAUCAGCGGCUUUCAUAUUAAUGUAAUCAUUGUUUAAUGUUAAACCUGAACUCUUUGAGAUUGGUACCCUGGAAUGGUUCAUACCCUCUCAUUGGACAGUUAUUCAUGAAUUGAAUUGAGUUGUUUUACAGCCCCUGUGGUAUUAAGGUCAUUACUGCCAGCGUCAGUUGUGUGUCUGUGCAUCUGUGUCAGUGCUUCAUGCUUUAAUUUCUCCUAGUACUUCCAGUUAACUGAGCUGUUAAGUUAUUUACGACGGAAUCCUCCGUUUCAGGAUGAUUCUGUGAAGGUCACAACUGACCCCGCAGAAGUUUGCUUUUACAGUCCUGUGAGGCGCUUUCCAUGCCGUUAAUGACACUGGCCGUUUUGUACCGGCCCUGUGUUGCUGUGUCGUGGGUUUGAGGGCUGAAGGUUUGAUGUUAAGUUUUCCUGUGCCAGUAUAAAGGGACCCUUGCCACCCCAUUUUCUACCAUAAAUGGGCAUUAAACUUUUUUCAUCUGCAUUCCGGCUGUGGCAGGAAUGUAUGUCAGACUAGGGAGAAAAUCACUUGUGUGUCAGACAUUUGAAUGUGCUCUGCAUGUGGCGAUCAAUUGUAUGUUGUUUCAGUAAGGAAGGAACAUAGGGACUUCAGAAACGCUUCCAUUUUUUAUUGUGAUGAUACAUACCAGCAUUAGUUGUACUUGAUGUUCAGUUUUUUCAAACUCUGGAAUCUCGUCAGACGUGGCUGAUGGUGAAAUGCAAAAAAAAAAAAGAAAGUGUUUUGUAAACAUUGUUGAUCUUCGUUCCCGUUGCCAAUACAGCCCUCUACUGCUGACUGCUGGCUUCUCUGCUUUUUUUUCCGUUGACGUCGUUUAAUCGACGCUCUUGGUUCAAUUUCACAGCUAGAUUUUCACGUGAGCAUCGAGGCGUUUGAACCAGCCUGCUAAGUUUGCUAGCCAUGGUGCCUCAGGGCAGGAAGGUCUCAUUUCCCCCAUUGUAGCUUCAGCGUGCUGUGGAAAAAAUGUUUAGGUGUCAGCAUGUCGCGCUGUUUGCCGGACCUCCUGAACGUAGAUGGCGUGACACCAGGGGCUUCUAAAGAGCAGCUGAUGUUUGAAGGACCCAACAAUGUGAAUGUAAUUGACAGUAUGGGGCCUUAGGUAACUCCUAGCCACUCUUCUGUACCUCACCUAGCGAUGCUAGCCUCUUCUGUACCUCACCUAGCGAUGCUAGCCUCCCGGCGUGUAGAACUCAAGGCUAGUUUUGCGUAUUUCUGGAUGCUGUAAGUACAAUUUCACGCCACGUUCCACUCUGAAGGCAUCGAUCUAUGAAAAGGAUGCAUUAAGCAGUGAAAGCACUGAUGCCACCAGUGUGCCAGAUGGCAUCUCGCUCCUUGGUUUGGCAAUGCCACCGUUUUGAUUCUCAGGUUCAGCUAGAAAUCUACCUCUGAGGGACUGUACACGAAACUGAACAGCAGGUGUCACCGUUGCAUUGUCCCCCCCCCACCCCCGUCCCCUUUAUCAAACAUGAGCCAACGUUCCCCCUUUGAGAGAUUGUAAAAUGUUCCGAUUGUUUAGUCUCGCUUUUCAAUAAAACUUUUUUUAGACUUUUCCA